Molecule: messenger RNA, 1713 nt
Organism: Dreissena polymorpha
Lineage: Eukaryota; Metazoa; Mollusca; Bivalvia; Myida; Dreissenidae
Exons: 13
Coding region: 16-1431 (471 amino acids)
Source: RefSeq, a predicted model, not a curated record
AGUCAAUACCACUGGAUGAUAUUUCAGAGUAACUAUGGUAGCAGCCUGUUGAUACCCCCGCACAACUCGACCAUUGCGUGUCCAGAAAGGAGCCCAUGUUCCUUUGUUGUCCAGACAGUUAAAUCUCAAAAUCGUUCGUGUGAAUUAAAGUUGAACUACUCAGAUAUAAGUGUAAAUGUAACGGCAUCGCCGACCAAUGAUACAGAAAUUUGCAAAUACAACGUUACGUACCUGCCUGGUCCAUCUCAGCAAAGGCCGACUCAGAUCUGUUUCAAGACCGAUGAUGACGUUAUUUCUGGAAACAAAGGAUGUACAAAUAUUGACGUGUAUUCAGCUCAACAAGCAGAGUCACAAAAUAGUCCUUGCAGACAAUUACAUUGUUUAAAUGGCGGUUUGUGCUACUCGUCGAGCAAUAUUGCUAAAUGCGUAUGUCGACCAGGUUUUGAAGGAGAAACGUGUUUAAACGAGGACAAGUGUUCAAUCGCAAAUGUGCCAAUAGAAAUUAUAUGCAGCUCGAAUGCUACGUGUCAAAUACAUUUUCUUACAAUCGGGAGAUCGACGAACAUUUCCGUAACAACUAGUGGUAUUUUAGUGCAAUUCACAUCAAACCAAAUAGACCUAUCAACAAAAUAUACGACCUUGACCUUUUUAAAUCCAGUGAACGACUUGAACGUUUGCUUUUCGAUUAAUGUAAAAGGAACGACCACUGCAAUAAGCUGCUCAGCAAGUCCAUGCACAACAAUAAAAAUCCAUCCGUUGAAACCAUUCGAGCCUGGGAGCAUCACUUCCUAUACCAGUGCAAUUGAUUGUUUAGCAAAGCCCGGCUCGAAGGAAUGUCAACCAAUGGUGAUUUCUAGCAAACCACUACCAAAUGGAAAAUGUCCACAGCUAAGUGUGCAUCCGGACACAACUCUCCAGGACGUUCACGUGUUCGAAAACACACUGGUAGAUAUGGAACUGUGUGUAGCAACUGUGGUUUCGUCACUGGGCAACCAGGAUCAACAUAGUUUAUGUUUGAUGUCUGAAACAAAUGACGUGAAGUGUUUGAACACAACGAGUUCUACGUCAGAAUGUAACGAGCCGAAAGUGGUAGAGCAUGCUCGGGUAAUGGCGAGCACUGGACACACCAGAUGCACAUGUAAAAUUGACGGCAAUGAUGUGACAGUCAUCAAGAAGAAACCGGUCGUACAGAAACAACAACUCAUUAAAUCAGCUGGAGCAGGCGCAGGGGGAAUGGCCGGGACAAUGGUUAUUGGUCUUGUGGUUUACAUGACCAUCGCCAAAAUAAAGAAAAAGGCACAAGUCAACAACGUCGCGGAGCGAGAAGUUUUAAGUCCGCCACCGAAAGUACGGCCUCUCUCGGCCACGAGGAUCUUUCCGACUCGAGCAAUGCUAAACCGACCACCCCCACCGAAGAAUACUGACUUUUGAUGUUUAGUUUAUCAUUGAGGAUUGAUUAUAUGUACACUUUAUGUAUGGGACAGUUUAGCAUAUCGGUCAAAUAUACAAUCAAAAUUACAGUUCAUUGUAAAGUAAAGCGUAAUAAAUACUGGUGUAACAUUCUUGCAAUAGCGUAUAUUAUUUUAGCACUGUAUUUAAUGUUUAUAUGCUUAAAUUUGAGAAUAUGUUUAUGUUUAAAUUGUGAUUUUCGUUAAGUUGUAUUUUCUUGUGUUGGUAUUUUUCAGAAACACGUAUAUGUCUGCAUCAAAAUUA